Molecule: messenger RNA, 1882 nt
Organism: Onychomys torridus (southern grasshopper mouse)
Lineage: Eukaryota; Metazoa; Chordata; Mammalia; Rodentia; Cricetidae
Gene: Angptl7
Product: angiopoietin like 7
Exons: 5
Coding region: 311-1330 (339 amino acids)
Source: RefSeq, a predicted model, not a curated record
ACAGGCCGCCUGACCCUCCCAGAUGAGGUGGGAGGGGCUUGAGUACACAGCCACGGUAGGGUGGAGGUACAGGCACUAACAAUAUUUAAGAUGCUGCCUCGGUAGGGCAUUCAGACCCGGGAAGGAAAGUGUUCCAAUACCCACUGAGUUCCACUUCAGAGACUCUAGCUUGAGAAAGGCUAAGGAAGCUCGGAGGAAGGAGACCCCAGGAAGAAGGAAGACGGCCAGUGGAAGUCAAAAGCUUCCCGCAGUUUCACAGAACUCGCCGGGUACGGACUCUAGAGGAAGACUUGUCCAACAGCCCACAGACAUGCUGAGGAAGACCUGGCUAUGCAUUAUCCUCGUGGCCUUUGUCAGCCACCCAGUGUGGCUGCAGAAGCCUCCCAAGCGCAAGACACCUGCACAGCUCAAAGCAGCGGGAUGCUGUGAAGAGAUGAGGGAGCUCAAAGCCCAGGUUGCCAACCUCAGCAGUCUGCUGGGUGAACUGAGCAAGAAGCAGGAGAGCGACUGGGUCAGUGUAGUGAUGCAGGUGAUGGAGCUGGAGAGCAGCAGCAAGCGCAUGGAGUCACGGCUCACGGUGGCCGAGGGCAAGUACUUGGAGAUGAACAACCAGAUUGACAUCAUGCAGUUGCAGGCAGCCCAGACCGUCACUCAGACCUCGGCAGAUGCCAUCUAUGACUGCUACUCCCUCUACCAGAAGAACUACCGAAUCUCUGGAGUAUACAAGCUUCCUCCUGAUGAGUUCCUGGGCAGCCCUGAGCUGGAGGUGUUCUGUGACAUGGAGACUGCAGGCGGAGGCUGGACCAUCAUCCAGAGACGCAAGAGUGGCCUUGUCUCCUUCUACCAAGACUGGAGACAGUAUAAGCAGGGCUUUGGCAGCAUCCGAGGAGACUUCUGGCUAGGGAAUGAACACAUCCACCGGCUUACCAGGCAGCCAACACGGCUCCGUGUGGAGCUAGAGGACUGGGAGGGCAAUGCACGCUACGCAGAGUAUAGCCACUUUGCACUGGGCAAUGAACUCAACAGUUACCGCCUCUUCCUGGGGAACUACAGUGGCAACGUGGGGAAGGAUGCCCUCCUCUACCAUAACAACACAGUCUUCAGCACCAAGGACAAGGACAAUGACAACUGCUUGGACAAGUGUGCACAGCUCCGCAAAGGUGGCUACUGGUACAACUGCUGCACAGACUCCAACCUCAAUGGGGUGUACUACCGCCUGGGGGAGCACAAGAAGCACAUGGAUGGCAUCAGUUGGUAUGGCUGGCACGGAGCCAACUACUCCCUCAAACGGGUGGAGAUGAAGAUCCGUCCAGAAGUCUUCAAGCCCUAAGAAGCCUGCUGCAAUGCAGAGCUAUGGAAGUGAGACAUGUGGAGGGCUGAGGGGGCAGAGCAGGAUGGGAGGAGGGUGGAGAAAGGGCAGGAAGGGAAUGGUCUAUCAUCUUCAAUGAAAAGCCACUCUCCAAGGAGCAGGACAGAACUCUAUCUGUGCCGCCAAUGUGAGCACAUGCACAUACAACAGAACUACAUAUACCAAACAGCACUCACUAGCAAAUGGCAACAGUCAGUAGACCCAGUGGGACCUGCCUCGGGUGCCCCGGGGAGGACUGCGUGGGUCCAGAGAGCAGCAGCUCAUCUUCACAUGACUUUCCUAUGGGAAACAGUAAUCUUGGGGUCACUUUACCCAUUUUCUCUAACAGAGGCUUAGACAAAAUGAGGAAAAGAACAAAUGGAAAGAACUGUUGUAAUCUCAGAGGAGAGGCCUUGGGCAACAAGAGCGGAUGAUGACGAGGAGGCUUUCUCUUCUUAAAUCCCAUGACAUUCCUGUGUCUAUAGGAUUUGUUUUGUUUUUCUUUUUGAGAGAGGGUCUCUCUACAUAGCUCUG